Messenger RNA from Adelges cooleyi (spruce gall adelgid), 1380 nucleotides. RefSeq names its product nucleolar complex protein 4 homolog. Gene Ontology annotation, biological process: ribosome biogenesis. Gene Ontology annotation, cellular component: small-subunit processome; nucleolus; Noc4p-Nop14p complex. The transcript is spliced from 8 exons. The record is from RefSeq and is a predicted model, not a curated record. Bases 126 to 1310 code for a protein of 394 amino acids. Lineage: Eukaryota; Metazoa; Arthropoda; Insecta; Hemiptera; Adelgidae.
GUUCACACUCUGAUAACAAAAAUAAUAUUGAUUAUUGGCUAUUGUGAUAUAUUUUUUUUUAAUUUUCACUUCUAGUUUAUAUUGAAAUUCAACAAUUUAUAUUUGAUUUUAUUAUAUAAUACACAAUGACCGUAUCCGAAUUAAAACUGUUAUUCGAACAAUUCGACAAAGAAGUAAAAACACCGACCGAAGAAAUAGUGAAAAAAAAAUACUAUUUUCCAUCGAAGCGACUAAAAGAAAUUUAUAUGCGUGUGUUGACUUGCACUAAUGUUCAAUGGUCGCAGUUGCAGAAAAUCCUGUCGGAUUACCUGGAAUAUUUGGAUUUUUGUUAUUAUUCGUGGGAAUGUUUUGCAUCAAUCGUUAAAGAAUUGGACACCGACAAAACCGACGUUUUCAUGUUUAUAAAUAUAUUGGGGUUGGUCCCGAUUCCUGGCUCUCGGGAAAAAAAACAAAAUUUAUUGUUUCAAAAUCCUAGAAGAUCAAUUUUUAGGUACAACGUUGACGACAUCAAACGAUGGGUGACAACGGUUUGGGACGAAAUGAGACCGUUGACGAUUUCGAGCGUUAAAAUCAAAAGAGAAAUGUUAACCAUUUUAAUAGAAAAAAUGCUGGUCAAUUUGAGUGCGCCCGUUUUGACUGUGGAUUUUCUCAUGUCGGCAAUGGAUACUCCCGGACCGGUAGCUGUUUUAGGACUUCAAGGUAUUUUCAUUUUGGUGAAAGAUUAUAACUUGGAAUGUCCCAAUAUUUACGGCAAACUUUACAACUUCUUCACCACGGACAUAUUUCAUUAUCGUUAUAAAACGAGGUUGUUUUAUUUAGCCGAUAUUUUUCUCCGAUCUACGCAUUUGCCUGAGCUAUUGGUCGCUGCGUUCGUUAAACGCAUGUCAAGACUUUCGUUGGUUGCUCCGCCAACUGAUAUAAAAAUUAUGGCCGUGUUUAUCGGCAAUUUACUUAUAAGACAUCCGUCGUUAAAGGUCAUGUUUCAAGAUAAUUCUAUAGUUUCAUCAGACCCUUAUGUAUUUGAAGAAAAGGAUCCAACCAAAUCGAACGCAUUAAGCAGCUCGUUAUGGGAAUUGGUGUCCCUGAAACAGCAUGUUUUACCCAAAGUGUCAAAAUCUGUAACAUUUCUGUUCAAAAAGUUACCACAAACCGAAUGGGAUAUGAGUGAGCUUUUGGACGACUCGUACGAAAGUAUGAUUUCCGAAGAGUACAAAAGUGAAAUUCAAAAAGCUACAUUAACGUUCGAAAAACCUGUCUCCUACGCCGUACCGCUGUCGAAUCAUAUGGACGAACUUUGGUCGGUAGACUAAUUUUAAUUUAUUGUAAUUUUUUUUUUUAAUAAUUAAAAUUGAUUAAAUUAAAUAAAUGUAUUUUUUGUUA